Molecule: messenger RNA, 5560 nt
Organism: Stegodyphus dumicola
Lineage: Eukaryota; Metazoa; Arthropoda; Arachnida; Araneae; Eresidae
Source: RefSeq, a predicted model, not a curated record
AAUAUGAUGUUAUGCUGAUACUGUGAAAAUGUCAAGAAAAUCAACUUCAUCACAACCUAUCCAACGAUUUUCUGACAGAAAUCUGAGAUCUAGUCAGAGAGGAUUUGGUAGAAAUCCUGAAAAUCUUCAUGUGCUUGUCUCUAAUGAAAAACAAAGCAAGGUAUGGCACAGUGAAAAGCAAGAGUCAGAGAGAGAGAAAAGAUCUAGACAUGAAGAACAAAGCAACUUUGAAGGUUCCAAUUUGUAUCACUGGCAAAAUCUAGAUUAUGUACCAGAAUUAAAUAUUAGUACCCCCACUACUGUUGAAACUGAAGAGGUUUCAGAUGCUCCUUUUGAUGAAGGAGAUUUUGAAGAAGUAGAAGUUGCUUCAGACAGAAAUGCAUCUUCAAAAGCUUCAGAAAUUCCUGUUGGAUUUCGAAAAUCCAAACUCAAAUAUUUACGUUACAAAUGUUUCCUCUUUUUCAAGCCUAAAGUGUAUGAUAUAUGUCCUCAUCGAACUAUUGUUAAUUGUUUAAAUGUGAAUGAAAAUGAAUCUGUAGAAGUGGAUGUUGUUUCUGAAGCUGAAGCUGAAGGAGAAACUGAAACUUCAAAAGUUAAUUUUGGUCUGGAGGUAAAUGGCAGAGAAGAACUUUUUGAGUGUGAGAAUUUAGAUGUAAAGUGCAAUACUGCAGAUGAAACAAACUCAAACCAAGAUAGUUUUUCCAAUGCUAAAACUCUUGAAGAAACUGACGAGGAGAAAUUUUCCACAACUCGCUUGAAAGCCUCUAAUGAAAAAUCCCAGCUUGUAUCUGAAGGACUGUCUCGGGAGUAUCACACUUGUAUUCCAAAUAAUGAUCCAGCUUCAGGCUUUUACCAGGGUGAAGCAAUAAUUCAAAAUAUACUUAAUGCUUGGACUUCCCAUCUUAUUGGUUUAGAAUAUCUUGUAGAAAUUCGAAAUUCAGGUUCAAACAAAACAUCAGUAAGAAAUUAUCAUUGUGUUCUUUGUGAUGAAGAUCUUUUGAAACCUGUGUCUGGUAAUAAUGUUAUAAAUCACAUCAUUAGCAACAGACAUAUGAUUCACUAUUUGGAGAAGCAUUUUCCGUCUUGUGGUUAUAAUUUCUCAGAGAAUGUGCCGAAUAACAGUAGUGAAAUUGUGCUGCAGAAGUGUUGUGAAGAAAUUAAUAAUAAACUUGGAUAUUAUUAUAUGUGCAUUGCUGAUUAUAACUAUUAUAAGACUCACAAAUUAGAUAUUAAAACUGUUCUUAGUAAUGCUUUUCAUGCUGAUGAAAAGAAUUUUCAUCUUGAGUUUAAAAACCUGGAAAGUGAUAUUAUUUCUAAGGAAGUAAACAUACUUGUUGAAGAUAUUAUGUCGAAAAUUUUAGCUUUUGAAGAAGAAAGUGAAGAAGAAGUGUAUGAAGUAGAUGAUAAUUUUGAUGAUUUUGUUGAGAACAGUCCAGGAGAUGAGAAAGAAAUUGAGGAAUCAAAUGAACUUCAUCUUUCAGACUUUGUAGAGGAUUUGUCUGACAGUGCUUGUGAAAGUGAUAUACCGAAAAUAAAUGAGAUACAAAGUACUACUUCUGAAAUGGAAAAAAGUGAAUCGGGUGAUAAAAAAAUUCAUGUUGAAUCUAACUCUCAAAGUUCUUCCAAGGAUAUUAACUCAGAGUCAUCAAAAACAAAGCAGCCAAACUCUAAUGAAUCUGAUAUCUCUGUAAAUGGGAAGGGGAGAGGGAAAAAAUUUUUUCCAAACAGGAAACCUAGAGGUAAAUUUGCAACAUAUUUAAUGCUACAAAAUGCAAUUAGUUCUAAAGGACAGUAUACAUCAAGUGCAAAAAAUUCAGGUAGUUCUAAAAUAAAAGCAGAGCCAAAUGCCUUGAGUGCUAAAAAUGCUGUUGCCUCUAAAGUUAAAGAAGAACAGAAUACUUCAAGUGUAAAAAGCACAGUUAGUUCUAAAGUUAAAGAAAUAUGCAUUACUUCAAAUGCAGAAAGUGCAACUGGAUCUAAAGUUAAAGAAGGACUUAAUAUUUCAAGUGCAGAUAAUCUAGCUAGUUCUAAAGUUAAAGAAGGACUUGAUACUUCAAAUGCAAAUGACACAGUUAGUCCUAAAGUUGAAGAAGUGCAUAAAACUUUAAAUGCAAAAAAUGAGGCUAUUUCUGAAGUUAAAGAAGUGCAUAGUACUUUAAAAUCAAAAAAUGCAUUUGGUUCUAAAGGUAAAGGAGUGUAUAAUGUUUUAAGUGCAAAACGUACAGGUGGUUCUGUAGUUAAAGGAGGGCAAAAUAGUGGUUCUGUAGUUAAAGGAGGGCAAAAUAUUUUCAUUGGUUCUAAAGAUAAAGGAGUACACAAUGCUGUGAGUUUUAGAAAAGAUUUAGCUCCUCUUAAAUUAAGUAAAAAUAAAUCUGAUAAUGGCAAUGCAUUUUGUGAAACAAAACCUUUUGUUGUAAGCAUUGAAAAAGGGGAGUCUCAUAAUGCAGCAAAAGUUAGUGCUCAUGCAGUAGAUGAAUGUAGAAUUGUGAGAAAAAUUAGCACCAGGAAUAUUUGCACAGUAAAACCAUCUGUUGCAGAAAGCAUUGAAAAAGGUGAAGGAUUCCUCUCAGACACAGGGAAAAUUGUUGCAAUUGGCAAAAUAAAUGAAGAAAGAAUUGUAAAAAAAGUUAGUGUUAGGAAUAAGAACCUUAGUAAACCGAAACCUCUUACUAAGCAAAGUAAUGGAGAGAAACUUCAUCCUAACAUAACUGAAGUUAUUAAUGUACAGAGAACAGAUGAAGGCAGAAUUGUGAAAAAGAUUAGUGUUAGGUCUGCAAAUCUUAGUAAACAGAAAUUUUCUGUUAAAGAGAGUAUUGUGGAAAAUGAAAAUAGUACAAAUAUUACUAAUUUAUAUGCACAAAAUAAAGAUCUUAUGGUAAAAAAAAUUAAUCCUAAGACUCAGGCCAUUCAUAAGCGGAAACCUUCUGAUGAGGAAACCUCUAAAGAAACAACAGAACUUCCUUCUGACACAGAUUUUGCUAAUAUACCUACUAUAAGUGGAGGUAGCGUUGUAAAAAAAAGUAUGAAGAUUAAACACAGAAGCCAUGUGAAACCAGGUUCUCAUUCAAAACACUGCCUCAAAAGGAUUUUGAGUAAAAGUGCUCUGCCGAGAUCAGUUACAGUAGCUAGUGAUAAAAAAGAUUCAAAAUUAAGUAUUACUGUUGUUAAUGCUGAGCAGAAACCUGAUGGUGUUAAACAAUGGGAGAAAGAUGGUUCUGGCUCAAUAAAAAGAAAAGAGACCAAGUCACCUGAUCAUAAAAAAAUUGAUAAGCGGUCUAAAAGCCCGGUUAGAAGAAUAAGAAGUCCCUUGCAAAAUUCUAGUCCUUUGCAUUUGUCUCAUUCUUCUAGAAGACGAUCUAUAUCUCCUUUAAAAAGGCAUUCCAGGAGUCCUCACAGAAGGAGAUCUCCUUAUCGAAAACGUUAUGAAAGUCCACUUCGAAGACGUUCACGAAGUCCAAGAAGUCGACGUGCAGAGAGUUCUUCGAGAAGAUAUUCCAGAAGUCCUGCUUGGGAUUUUUUGAGAAGUCCUAAUAGAAAACGAUCAAAAAGUCCACCAAGAAGGACUUCAAGAAGUCCCAUAAGAAGGAUUUCAAGAAGCCCUUACAGAAGAAGAUCAAGAAGCCCUGUAAGAAGAUUUUCAAGAAGCCCUCGAAGGGCUAGUUCAAGGAGCUCUGCCAGAAAGUACUCUAGAAGUCCUGUAAGAAGGUAUUCAAAAAGCCCAUUGCGAAGGCGUUCAAGAAGCCCUAUUAAAAAGCGUUCAGUGAGCCCUUCUAGGAGACGAAGAAGUCCUUAUAUGCUGCCCUCAAGAAGUUCUCCCAGGCGACGCUCUAGAAGUGUUGAAAGAAGGAAUUCUCAAAGUCCAAGAAGAAAGUCCUACGAAAGAACUUUUUCGAGAAGCCCUAAUCAUACAUAUGGUAAAAGUAGUGACCUACGAGAUUCUCUACAGUAUGAUGUCGAAAAACCUGUUUCACACAAAAGCUAUAUCCCUACACAGAAGUAUUCUAGACCUUUAAAACAGUUUGAAGUUAGUUCUGGGAGAGCUGUUAGUGAUCUGGAUCCUGUAAGUGAUGAAGAUGAAUCUGUAUAUUUUAACACUGGUGAUAAAAAUAAGCGUGGGGAGGAAAUGAAAUUGCCACCUUCUACUCGAAUUGCUCUCACUCAAAUGAUGCGGAAGUUGUCAGGUAUUGAAGUAAAUCCUGAAGAUCCAUCUCUGAAUAAGUUAAUGCAUUUUAUGAAUGUCCAUAGUGCUGAAUUACAACAAAUUUUAGGAACACAGCCACAAAAUAUUGCUGACCAAAAUGUUAUGCCUCGUCCAGUUGAGUCUGACAUACGUUCACGAGCUGACUUUCUUCAGCAAUGCUUAUUAUCUGCUUUGGCUGGAAAUCUACGUAUGCAACAGCCAAAUCAACCGAAUUUUGCAUUCCCUCCUCCUGUAUCUGGUAUACCUGUACCUACAUUUUCACAGCUUCCUUUUCCACCUGUAAGUGGUCAUCCUGUUUUUCCACCAGUUCCAAAUACAAUGCCACCACGCAUCCCUGUUCAAGCUCAACAACCAUAUCCAAGGGUUCAAAAUCCCGGUCAGUCUUUUGUGCAUCCAAAUCAAUUUAAUGCUUUCAAUCAGUCUUCACAUUCAAAGCCUAAUGUCCCAUCUGAAAAUAUGUUUAAAGAUCUAAAAGCAAAAGUUACCAAGUUAUUCGGAGCUAAUGAGGCUGAAAAAAUUGAGAAGGAGAAAACUAUUGCUCCUCACUAUGUAACAGAACCAGAUCCUGAGAAAUGGGAUUUGAAUCAUCCUGCUACUCCAAAGUUUAAUCCAUCAGUUAGCAAAAAAGUUUUUCAGCCUCAGAACAAAGAUAUGAGUUUUCAUGCUACCCCAGAACCUUCCACAAGGCUUAGAGACGGGAAUGCUAUGCCUUUUGCUAAAGGUCCAGGACGCUUUUUCUCUAAUGAUAACAUUAGACCAAACAUUCAGAAAGUACCAGUACCUCCACCUACUGCAAAAGUAGCUUUUUGUGAUGUCACACGUACACCAUCUGAGCGAAAUUUAUUUCCAGUUGUUAAUAAUGCUCCAGGAUCUAAUUUUAGCACACCAGGCACCCAGGGUGGUGUAAAUGAUGUGAAAUUAUCUUUAGCUCAGCGACUUGCAUCUGUUUUAGUGAAAGUAGGAAUGAUGGAUGUUCCAGCUCCUCUCUUGCAAGAAAUGUUGAUGAAAAUUGGUGCAUUUAGUUCUUGUCCUCCUCAAGACAUAAGUGAAACAGAAAUAAUAAAUAUCCUUAGAAAACUUGGUUAUUUAUCUUAAGUAUGAAACGAACUAUAUACAUUAGUUUUAAAAAGUGUUAUGGAUUGUAUCAACUUUAUAACAAAAAUAUGUGUAUUGAAUAAACUAUAUUUUAAAGUCAUGAAUAUCUGUAAAACCUUUUAAUUUAAAAUAUAGCAGAGAUUUUCAUUGCUUGUUUACUCUCCAGUAUUUAAUAGAAGUUUCUGGUUAUGUGGACAGAAUUACAAGAUUUUGUUAUUAUUUAGAAUUUGACAUUGAGAUAUGAUUAAAAAAUAUGUAAUUGAA